AAGGAAACAGAAAAAGGUCACAGAGAAGAAAAAGCAUUAGCAGAAUCGGAAAAUGACGUGGGCAGCCGCAGCAAGUCGUUUCCAAAUGCCGGCAAUAGACGUUGCUGCCUUACGCAGCCGUGCUCCCUUAGCGUUCGGAGUAGGCUGUGUAUCAAUUGCUGGUGCAAAGUUUAGUGGGUCUUCACCAGUUCAAUCAAAACCCUUUGCUUGCUUAAGCACUUCCACUAAUACCAGUAUAAAGGAGGCCGUUCACACUGAUAAGGCUCCGGCAGCACUAGGGCCAUACUCUCAAGCCAUCAUAGCUAAUAACUUUGUUUUCGUCUCUGGAUGUCUGGGUCUUAUUCCAGAGACUGGGAAAUUUGUCUCAGAAAGUGUGGAGGAUCAAACAGAGCAGGUUCUCAAGAAUAUGGGGGAGAUACUUAAAGAAAGUGGCGCUAGCUACUCCUCAGUUGUUAAGACAACUAUCUUGUUAGCUGAUCUGAACGACUUCAAGAAAGUGAAUGAGAUUUAUGCUAAAUAUUUCCCAUCUCCUGCACCAGCUCGGGCAACUUAUCAGGUAGCAGCACUCCCAAUGAAUGCAAAGAUUGAAGUCGAUUGCAUAGCAGCAUUAUGAUCACCCCUUAACGCGUUCAACUUCUGAUAAGGAGAAAGUCUUUUGACUUCCUAGCUAAAUUUGUUAGAUCUAAUAAGCGGAAAGUUAGCUAUUAGUUCGGGAGCCCUUGUUCCAACUUCCCAGAGCUGAGACUAAACGCUAUUUAAGAACAUACUGUAACUCAGUGGCCAUGAAUCAGCGGCCAUGAAUAUUAAAUGUGAUUGUGCUACACUAUUGUGAAGGAGAAACUUAUUGAUAUUUUGAGCCUACUA
Messenger RNA from Lycium ferocissimum, 864 nucleotides. RefSeq names its product reactive Intermediate Deaminase A, chloroplastic. Gene Ontology annotation, molecular function: deaminase activity. The coding region runs from base 53 to 613 and encodes 186 amino acids. The record is from RefSeq and is a predicted model, not a curated record. NCBI's taxonomy places the organism in Eukaryota, Viridiplantae, Streptophyta, Magnoliopsida, Solanales, Solanaceae. The transcript has 6 exons. Gene Ontology annotation, cellular component: cytosol.